AUGUCGGAGGAAACUAAACCAACAAUCAAGCCACGUAAAAGAUUCAUAGGAAAAAAGAAGCAACAGAUAUCAACGACGGCAACGACGCUUGUUAAAUCGGCUUCAAAUACAAAUAUCGGUAACAUCGAAGAUAGUAUCGUAACAACAAUAGAUCCUCCUAGAAAAAGCCGAAUUGCCAAUCAAAUUCCGGCAGAAAUACUCAGUGAUCCGCUGUUGAAUAGUGCUAUCGAACAGCUUCCAUCAAACUAUAAUUUCGAAAUUCAUAAAACUGUAUGGCACAUUAGAAAAUUUGGAGCAACUAAAGUCGCACUACAGUUCCCAGAAGGGCUAUUAAUGUUUGCGUGCACAAUUGCAGAUAUCCUUGAAAGAUUCUGUAAUGUCGAAACAUUAGUAAUGGGAGAUGUGACGUACGGUGCAUGCUGUGUCGACGAUUUCACAGCAAAAGCAUUAGAUUGUGAUUUUAUGGUUCAUUAUGGACAUAGUUGUUUAGUUCCUGUGGAUAUUACCACAAUCAAAACUCUAUACGUAUUCGUGGAUAUUGGAAUUGAUAACCAGCAUUUUAUCGACACAAUAAUCAAAAAUUUCGAAAAAGGCAAAAAACUCACGAUUGUUGGAACGAUACAGUUCGUUGCAGCUAUUCAGACUGCGAAAAAGACACUCGAAAAAGAUUAUCAGUUGACUGUACCACAAACUAAACCAUUAUCCCCGGGCGAGAUAUUGGGCUGCACAUCUCCAAAACUGAGUGAUCACGAUGCUUUAGUGUAUCUUGGUGAUGGGCGGUUUCAUCUAGAGUCAAUUAUGAUUGCAAAUCCAGAGAUCCCUGCUUUUCGAUAUGAUCCAUAUUCAAAAAAAUUUACACGGGAAAGAUACGAUCACUUGGAGAUGCAUUCACUUAGAAAACAUGCAAUCAAUGUAGCAAAAAAAGCUAAAAAAUUUGGACUAAUAUUGGGAACGCUCGGUCGCCAAGGUAGUCCGAAAGUAAUGCAGCAUCUUGAAGAGAAACUAAUAUCGCAAGGACGCGAGUACACGUGUGUCUUACUCUCGGAAAUAUUUCCCGACAAGUUGGGACUAUUUGAAGAUAUUGACGCAUGGAUUCAAAUCGCCUGCCCACGCCUAUCAAUCGAUUGGGGUUAUGCGUUUUCAAAGCCUCUACUUACACCGUAUGAGGCAUCGGUGGCAUUAGAUGAGGUCACUUGGCAAGAAGCGUACCCGAUGGAUUUUUAUGCGAAUGAUAGUUUGGGACCGUGGACUCCAAAUUAUGGGAAAGUAAAGGUUAAUAAAAAAUGA
Ambispora gerdemannii is the source of this 1287-nucleotide messenger RNA. The record is from the annotation of a GenBank genome assembly. NCBI's taxonomy places the organism in Eukaryota, Fungi, Glomeromycota, Glomeromycetes, Archaeosporales, Ambisporaceae.